AUGUCGCCCGGUGCCCCACCCCACUCCCAAGAACCAAAGGCACCCCUUCCAGAGAAGAACAAGAGGGGCCUCGUCAUUAAUAGCGCUGGCGGCAAGGAGGAGUCAGAUGCUGGGGCAAAUCAGAGCUCUGUGAACAUCCCUGAAAGGGCGCAGGUGGAGUCAGAGCAGGGGCUGCCUCCAGCUGCAGGGGCAUUGCCCGUUGCCGGGGAAAAGCAGAGGAAGGCACCAAGUGGCCGGGAGAGGGAGGCCAGGAGAGGCACGCCCAGAGGGCAUCACCAGGAGCGCAAGGAAGAGCCAGCAGCCACCACCUUCUUUGGAGAAUUGCCCUGGGACAAGCUGUGUCGCUUCUGCAGCAGAGAAGCCCAGGCCAAAACUCAUUGGCUGGUGGGCGCUAGGAAUAGCCAGUCCUUCUCCACAAGAUGCAGGUGCCGGGACUGCUGGCCAGUGACCCUGAGCAACCGGGGAAGCUGCGCUGUCAACGACCUGUCACAGCAAAUCACCUCAGGCCACUGCAUCCCCAAAGAGCUGCCACUGAGCCAGUCUUGGCCCCUGCCCCUCGGGACCUCACCCAGCAGGCAUGACAGCUGGCACCAGGGAGGCCAGUCCCGCCGGGGCUGCCAAGCCAGGGCACCUGCUGCCGCUGUGCAGGCCCGGGCUUGGGAAGUGUCAUCUCCUUCCCCUCUGCUAGGACAACCCAGGCGCCCCCUUUUUGUUUCAGACUAUGUGGAGAAGCCUUUGAAGUUGGUCCUGAAGGUGGGAGGGAACGAAGUCACCGAGCUGUCCACAGGUAGCUCGGGACACGACUCGAGCCUCUUCGAAGACAAAAAUGAUCACGACAAACACAAAGACAGAAAACGGAAAAAGAGGAAGAAAGGAGAGAAGCAGGUGCCUGGGGAAGAAAAGGGGAGAAAACGGAGACGAGUCAAGGAGGAUAAAAGAAAGCGAGAUCGAGAUCGUGUGGAGAAUGAGGCAGAAAAAGACUUUCAUGCCCCUGUAAGAUUAGACUUGCCUCCUGAGAAGCCUCUCACAAGCUCUUUAGCCAAACAAGAAGAAGUAGAACAGACACCCCUUCAAGAAGCUUUAAAUCAACUGAUGAGACAGUUGCAGAGAAAAGACCCAAGUGCUUUCUUUUCAUUUCCUGUGACUGAUUUUAUUGCUCCCGGCUAUUCCAUGAUCAUUAAACACCCAAUGGAUUUUAGUACCAUGAAAGAAAAGAUCAAGAACAAUGACUACCAGUCCAUAGAAGAAUUAAAGGAUAACUUCAAACUAAUGUGUACCAAUGCCAUGAUUUACAACAAACCAGAGACCAUUUAUUAUAAAGCUGCGAAGAAGCUUUUGCACUCAGGAAUGAAAAUCCUUAGCCAGGAAAGAAUUCAAAGCCUGAAGCAGAGCAUAGAGUUCAUGGCCGACUUGCAGAAAACCCGAAAGCAGAGAGAGAGAGCAGAUGCCUCCCAGAGUGGAGAGGACAGUGGCUGCUGGCCCCGAGAGCGGGACAGCUCUCUAGACCCUGACAUACAAGCCUUCAGAAAUCCCAGUAAGGACAAUAAAAAGAAAGACAAAGAUGUGUUUGAAGAUAAAUGGAGAAGCAGCAACUCAGAAAGGGAUCAGGAGCAGAUCGACCGUGCUGUCCAGGAGUCAGGAGGGAAGCUGACCCGACGACCAGCCAACAGCCAGUGUGAAUUUGAAAGGAGAAAACCAGAUGGAACAACAACACUGGGGCUUCUCCAUCCUGUGGAUCCCAUCAUAGGAGAACCAGGCUACUGCCCUGUGAGACUAGGAAUGACAACUGGAAGACUUCAGUCUGGAGUGAAUACCUUGCAGGGGUUCAAAGAAGAUAAAAGGAACAAAGUAACCCCAGUAUUAUACUUGAAUUAUGGGCCUUACAGUUCAUAUGCCCCCCAUUAUGACUCCACUUUUGCAAAUAUCAGCAAAGAUGAUUCUGAUUUAAUCUAUUCAACAUAUGGGGAAGACUCUGACCUUCCAAGUGAUUUCAGUGUCCAUGAGUUUUUGGCAACGUGCCAAGAUUAUCCAUAUGUUAUGGCAGAUAGUUUACUGGAUGUUUUAACGAAAGGAGGGCAUUCUAGGACCCUACAAGAACUGGAGAUGUCAUCACCUGAAGAUGAAGGCCAGACCAGGACACUUGACACAGCAAAAGAAAUGGAGGUUACAGAAGUAGAGCCAGCAGGGCAUUUGGACUCCGGCACUCAGGACAGGCUCACAGCACUGAAAGCAGUAAUAAACUUUGGUGUUCCAGUUGAAGUUUUUGACUCUGAAGAGGCUGAAGUGUUCCAGAGGAAACUUGAUGAGACCACAAGAUUGCUCAGGGAGCUCCAGGACGCACAGAAUGAGCGGCUGAGCACCAGGCCCCCUCCCAAUAUGAUCUGUCUCCUGGGUCCAUCAUACCGAGAAAUGCACCUGGCUGAACAAGUGACCAAUAAUCUUAAAGAACUUGCCCAGCAAGUCACUCCAGGUGAUAUCGUGAGCAUGUAUGGAAUUCGGAAAGCAAUGGGGAUUUCCAUUCCUUCCCCCAUGGUGGAGAACAACGUCGUAGAUCUAACAGGAGACUUGGAAGAACUUAAGAAGACUGAUGUUGCUGAGUGUGGACCUGAUGGGAGCUGAGGCUGUUAUUUCAUUAUAUAUUAUGUACAUAUUUUUUUCAUUCUGAACUUGGAAAUGCUUUUCAGAAGAUAUUAACUAUUUGUAAAUUGUGUUUUUAAUUAAACUUUGGAACAAUCAACUUUAAUGUUCCAGAGAUUGGGCUUCUAUUAGGUAAUAAAGUUGAACCUGGGACUCUGGCGAAGAAUAUCGUGCUAUCACCUGACUUACCCCUUGGCCUUUCUGAGGAUGAUGUGACCAAGAGGAGACCUCAGAUCAUAUCAGCCCCUAAAAGAAGAAAUCCUCAAAAUUAUUGAAAUUCCUCAUUGGACACAUUCCCCAUUAAAGAAAUUAAGACCAAGUAAUUCUUAACUUAGCAGACACCAUCUCGGUCAUUUAUCCGGAGUGUUCCUUAUGAGGAGGAAAUGGUGCUGGAGCUGCUGCUGGAGCUGGGUGGCCUUCUUCAGAACAGUGUGGUAGCACUUGUGUUUCCCCAGCAGCAGCAUAACUAAGCAGCUCUUUAGAGACAGCCCCAUCCAGGAAGAUUUUGUACUAAUACCGUGGAAACAAACCUGAAAUACUUUUGGGAUUUAUCAGUGUAAUUGCACUCGCUAAUUGAUGGGAAUGAUGUCCUUGUGCAUAGUGAUUAGGUCCCUCACCAUGCCCAGUCACUAAGCUCAGAUGAAUGGUGAUUCUUCUGAAUCUAGUUCAGGACAUAAUCUGUUUAAUAAAAAGCAAAUAUUGGACUGGGGCCGUAGUUCAGUGGUAG
This is a messenger RNA of Fukomys damarensis (Damara mole-rat), 3364 nucleotides long. RefSeq names its product bromodomain containing 7 (gene Brd7). Gene Ontology annotation, cellular component: nucleus. NCBI's taxonomy places the organism in Eukaryota, Metazoa, Chordata, Mammalia, Rodentia, Bathyergidae. The transcript has 21 exons. The record is from RefSeq and is a predicted model, not a curated record. Gene Ontology annotation, biological process: regulation of transcription by RNA polymerase II. Bases 1 to 2619 code for a protein of 872 amino acids.